AUGGCUUCAAAAAGAAUUUGUCUGUGGCUUGUUUUUAUGAUUAUUACACAAGCAGUAGAAGAAGAUAUAAGAUUCGUGGAAAUGUCUUUAAUGCCUGAUUGCAUAUUUCAAUGUGCUAAUACAACUUGUUUACCAUUCAUUAAUGUUAUUACACCAAAUAUUAAGGAUUGUCAAGUAGCCUGUUUAGCUCAAAGUCAAUGCACAGCAGCUACGUUUCAUCGAUCAACUUGUAGUUGUGAAUUAUUUGCUGAUAUACUGAACCAAGAUGAAAAUAUGCUGGCUGAUGCGGACGUUACUACUAUGAUUAUUAUUGCUGGAACACGAUUUCCACCUGUAUGCCACCUAUCUUCUCAAUCGACAUGGUCACAAACAGCGACUACGAUAUUUGGCAGCCAAGCAGGUACAUCUGGUUCUACCCUUUUUCUUCUUAAUUCUCCAAAUGGAAUGUAUUAUGACCAACCCAAUAAUCGAUUAAUCGUUGCCGAUCAAGGAAAUUCUCGUGUUCUACAGUUUUCUCUUAAUAGUUCACCUUCAGUUGCAACAGUAAUUGCUGGAGGUAAUGGCCAGGGUUGCAAUAUGAAUCAGCUUAAUAAUCCUUCUGGAGUAGGUCGUGAUAGUUCUGGUCAAUUGUAUGUAGCAGAUUACAAUUGCAACCAGAUCGUUAGAUUUCCAUCAAAUUCAAAUUCAGCGACAUCUGGAACACUUCUCGCUUCUAUAGAUACACCAACAGUAAUAUCCGUAAAUCAAUUGACCAAUGAUAUCUAUGUACUUAGCAAUACUGGUAGUGUGGUAUACAAGUUUGUUGGAGGCAGUGGACCACCAGUGGUUGCAGCAGGUGGCAAUGGUUAUGGGAAUGCUUUGAAUCAGUUUUUAACACCAAAUGGUGUUUACUAUGAUUAUUUACAUACAAAUGCUUUGUACGUUACCGAUCAAAAUAAUUAUCGUAUAAUGAAAUUUCCAUCAGGUUCAACGAGUGCAACUUAUGGAACAGUUGUCGCUGGAGGUAAUGGAGGUGGAGGUGCAGCGAAUCAGUUGAAUAGUCCAAGAUCUAUAGUGGUCGACAGUAGUGGAAGUCUCUAUAUAGGUGAUCAAGGUAACAAUCGUGUUAUACGCUGGUUGCAAAAUGCGACAAGUGGUACUACAAUCGUCGGUGGUACACAAGGAACAGCAUCAAAUCAAUUCAAUGGGCUUGAACAAAUCGUGUUUGAUAGAUAUGGUAAUCUAUUGAUUACUGAUGGAGGAAAUAAUCGAAUACAACUCUUUAGUUUAACAAAAUGCUAG
Molecule: messenger RNA, 1281 nt
Organism: Adineta steineri
Lineage: Eukaryota; Metazoa; Rotifera; Eurotatoria; Adinetida; Adinetidae
Source: the annotation of a GenBank genome assembly